GAAAAAGAAAAAGAGUACCGAUGGAUCUAGUAUGCGUGAUGAGAUAGGCUCCACUGGCUGUGUAUCUGUCUCCGUAUUUUUCUGUAUUCUAAUUUUAGCUCCACUCUUUCUCGAACCUUACAUUUCUUUUCUGCAGCAACCCAAUUUUGAUUUUGUUUUUUUCCCAGUCCCCACCCUUUCCUCCUCAGAAUUUUCCGAUACCAAAAAAUCCAUUCUCUUCUUCCAAUUUUUCUGCUGACUACUCCUAAUAUCCUAAUCUGAGUUAGACAUAAUUGGGACCCUCAACUGCUCCUUUCAAUGGAGGGUGUUGAAGACAAGCUGCCCUCUGACUCCUCUUCAAAAAUUGAUGAAAAGACGCUACCGGUGGAACAUGUCGAAGACAAGCAACCUUCAUACUUGUCUGCGACAACUGCUGAAGAGGUGCCACUGGCAGAGUCCUCUGGACAAGAUACUAAUGAAUCUUCCACUGAGUCUCCAGCCAACCCCAUUAGUAAUGGAAAAAUGGAAUCUGAUGCUCAUUUUCCAGACACUGAGGCCUCUGAAUUAGCAACAAUGCCACAUGCUUCUAAUGCUCAAACUGUAAUACAAGAUGAAGACCAUUCAACUGGUAAUUCAGCUUCAACCCAAAAUAUAGCUGUUGAUUUAUCAGCAAGGAGCAGCCAGGGAAACUUGCUUGAAGAUUCUGAAUCAGGGGCUGUAGAAGAUAGCUCUGGCAACCAUGAAUUGGCAGAAGAUGCAACAGUUGAUUUAACAGAAAGAAGCCGCCAGGGAACCUUGGUUGAAGAUUCUGAACCAAGGGCUGUAGAAGAUACCUCUGGCAACCAUGAAUUGCCAGAAGAUGAAACAGUUGAUGUAACAGAAAGAAGCCAUCCGGGAACCUUGGUUGAAGACACCUCUGGCAAGCAUGAAUUGCGGGUAGAUGUAACUGCUGAUGGUGACCCUGAUAAAGAGAAUAUAGCCUUGGCUUCCUUUUCUGAAAGAAAAGAUUUGCAGAAUGAUCACAGUGAGCUAGAUUCACCUGAAAUCAAUGAUGCCCAUGUUACCAGAGCAUCAAUUGGCUCAACCACUCAUGAUAAGAAUGUUGAUGCAAAAAGAGGUCUUAUUGACACCACAACUCCUUUUGAAUCUGUCAAGGAAGCUGUUUCCAAGUUUGGAGGAAUUGUGGAUUGGAAGGCUCACAGAGAACGGACUGUGGAGCGACGUACUCUAGUAGAACAAGAACUUGAGAAGGCACAAGUGCAGAUUCCAGAGUACAAAAAACAAGCAGAGGCUGCAGAAAAGGCAAAAGUCAAAGUUCUUCAGGAGCUCGACAGUACUAAGAGACUAAUAGAAGAGCUAAAACUUAACCUAGAGCGAGCACAAACAGAAGAGCAUCAAGCAAGACAGGACUCGGAACUUGCAAAGCUCAGAGUGGAAGAGAUGGAGCAGGGUAUCGCAGAUGAAUCAAGUGUUGCAGCCAAGGCACAACUUGAGGUUGCUAAAGCCAGGUUAAAAGCAGCUAUUACAGAUUUAGCAUCUGUAAAAGAGGAGCUCGAAGGUUUGCGUAAGGAAUAUGCUUCUUUAGUGACAGACAAAGAUCAAGCUAUUAAGAAAGCUGAGGAGGCAGUUGCUGCAUCGAAAGAAGUAGAGAAGACAGUGGAAGAUUUAACUAUUGAGUUAAUUUCUCUAAAGGAGUCAUUAGAGAUUGCACAUGCUGCACACUUGGAAGCAGAGGAACAAAGAAUAGGCUCCGUCAUGGUAAGAGACCAGGAUUCUCUCGAUUGGGAGAAGGAACUCGAACAUACGGAAGAAGAGCUUCAGAGACUCAAUGAGCAGAUUUUGUCUGCAAAGGAUCUCAAAUCUAAACUAGAAACAGCCUCUGCUUUAUUACUUGAUUUGAAAGCUGAAUUAACUGCUUAUAUGGAGUCGAAAAUAAAGCAGGAAGGUGAUGAGGGAGCAGAGAAGAAGACACACAUUGAUAUGCAAGCAGCAGCUGAAUUAGCAAGAAAGGAACUUGAUGAAAUAAAGCUUAACACAGAGAAGGCAACUGCUGAGGUUAGUUGCUUGAAGGUAGCUGCUACAUCAUUAAAAUCAGAACUUGAACAAGAGAAAUCUACUCUAGCUUCCAUAAGGCAGAGAGAGGGAAUGGCAUCCAUUGCAGUUGCAUCUCUUGAAGCUGAAUUGGAUAGGACUAGAUCAGAAAUAGCGUUAGUUCAAAUGAGGGAGAAAGAAGCCAAGGAGAUGAUGACUGAAUUACCCAAGAAACUACAACAAACUGCUGAAGAGGCUAAUCAGGCCAACUUGCUUGCUCAAGCAGCUCGUGAUAAACUGCAAAAAGUAAAGGCAGAAGUAGAGCAAGCUAAGGCUGGCGUAAGUACUAUGGAAAGUAGAUUACUUGCAGCUCAAAAAGAGAUCGAGGCAGCUAAGGCUUCUGAAAAGCUGGCAAUAGCAGCAAUUAAAGCAUUGCAAGAGAGUGAAUUAACUAGAAGCAAAAAUGAAGUGGAUCCAUCCACUGGGGUGACACUUUCUUUGGAGGAGUAUUAUGAGCUCAGCAGACGAGCGCAUGAGGCAGAAGAGAGAGCCAAUGCGAGGGUAGCAGCUGCUAAUGCUGAAAUUGAGAAGGCUAAGGAGUCUGAAUUGAAGUCCUUCGAGAUGUUGGAUGAUGUGAAUAGAGAGAUAGCUGCUAGAAGGGAAGCUUUGAAGUUGGCAAUGGAAAGAGCUGAGAAGGCAAGGGAAGCAAAAUUAGGUGUAGAACAGCAAUUACGAAAAUGGAGGGCUGAACAUGUGCAACGAAGAAAGGCCAGUGAAUCUGGUCAAGGAGGUGUAAACCAGACUAAAAGUCCUAGGGGUAGUUUUGAAGGAAGGAAGGAAGCCCACACUGCAGAUAAUUUGUCUAGUCCAAAGUCUUUGGUGCAUGUAGAGCAUGAUGAAGGUGGAACUUCCCCAGAAUCAAAACAUGAUAAAAAGAAGAAGAAGUCAUUGUUUCCCCGGGUUUUGAUGUUCUUUGCUAAGAGGAAAGUGCACAAGUCAGGGAAUUGAAUUGAAUUUCUAGGCUGCAGUUAUCUUACCGCUUAUCCCUUUGGAGAUCUCACUGUGACAUGAAAUGCUGAACUAUUCAACAAUAUACAGAACAUGUACAUGUUUUCUAUUGCUGUAUGUAUGGUUUGAUAGGAUUAUACUGUCUCGCUGAACCCAAGGCGUGUCCUCUCGCCUGCUCAGCGCUGUUUGAGGACAAGAAUUUCUUCCAUGGGAAAUCAGAAAAUAAAAUGGUAUUGUGUUGUGUAUAAGUGUUAUAGGCUUCUGAUAUAUUGAACCAAGGUUUCUGUAAAGAUUUGUUUGAGAUUGAUAAAUGAAAGGAGAUUUUCUCGGUUU
This is a messenger RNA of Arachis duranensis, 3351 nucleotides long. Its product is annotated as protein WEAK CHLOROPLAST MOVEMENT UNDER BLUE LIGHT 1. The transcript is spliced from 3 exons. The record is from RefSeq and is a predicted model, not a curated record. Bases 298 to 3018 code for a protein of 906 amino acids. Lineage: Eukaryota; Viridiplantae; Streptophyta; Magnoliopsida; Fabales; Fabaceae.